CCACGUGGGCACAGCGGAGUGAAAUCCCUGUGUACUGAGACACGAUCCGGAGAUCCUUCGUGUCCAUCAUUGAGCUGUGCGAAUCACUGACACAUGGCCCUCCUCUUUCCAGCUGCAGACAGUAAGCCCACCACACACUCCUCCAUCCACACCAUGCACACUGCAGCUGAAGCUCUGCAGGACACAAGGAGUGCUUCACUAAGCACUGAACAUCCCAGAGCAACAUUGCUUUCACUGUCUCUUCUCUCCGAUCAUAUCUUAUACCCAGUCGGAUAAAUGCCAUGCGCCUUCUUCAUCUUUCCACUCUUCUUGUGGUGGUGCUGGCUGUAAGAGCACACCGACAUUUGCUGCCCGGAUCUUGUAGCUUCGAGAGUGACACAUGUGGCUACACUUCGGAUCCUGCACAUGCUACCUGGACAGUGAACAACGAAGGUACUCAAGUUGCUUGUGGUCUGUGUAUACAGUUAACAGGUCGCUUCAUAGCUGCAGACUCCUCACUGAUGGGCGAGGCUGACAAGGCUGUUUUGGUGAGCCCUGAACUUGAAAUCUUUGAAUGGAGCUGUUUACGUCUAGUGUACCAAAUCGCCGGGGUAGGCUCACUACAGGUUCACUUGCGCCCUGAUGGUGAGAACUUUGACCACUUGCUAUGGACGGUGGACAAACCCUCAGACAGCUGGUUAAUAGCCAGUGUGGACCUGCGCAACUUUUCCAGAGCCUACCAGCUUUUAAUGGAUGCCAGGCCCAACAAAGGGAAAGGAAACAGUAUUGCUAUCUUUGAAAUUCAUAUCAUACCCGGUUACUGUAUAGAGUGUAACUUUGAGGAAGAUCAUUUGUGUGGCUACCAAAACCUGUGGAACCCCAAUGUGAACUGGUUAAUGGGAGGAAGCCUCACUCGAUACCCUCAGUCCAACCUCCUAUAUGACAAGACUAUAAACAAUGACAGAGGAUCAGGUCGCUACAUGUAUGUCAGCUCGCUUUAUACCAAGGACUUCCAAGAGGUGGCAAAACUCGUGUCACCAAUGAUCACUAGUCCCAUGUACGGCUGCUUGUCCUUCUACUACCAGAGGAACCAAUCCAGAGGCAACUUCUUCUCUGUGUUCACCAGAGACCAGCUGGGCCACUAUGAGGAGAUAUGGAGGCCAGAUGUGUAUGCCACAUCCACUUGGAAACUAGUGCAGGUGGACAUUAAGGUUUACCAUCCAUCAGAGGUGGUGUAUGAGGUAGCGUUCAACAGUCCUAAUGGCGGCUACGUAGCUGUGGAUGACAUUGCCUUUUCUCCCAAGUUCUGCCACAAUGCAACACAGCCCACCUUUGACCCUUCUGUAGCUAACUGUGAUUUUGAAGAGAGUCUGUGUCGGUACUAUCAGGAGCAAGUUGGAGGCGCCGUGUGGAACAGAGUGUCUGUGAAACCAAACGUCUAUAGGAUCGGAGAUCACACUAAUGGCGAGGGCUGGUUCCUCAUGGCCAACACUCGUUACAAAUCCCACAUGGGUUACGUGAGCCGCCUGCAUGGACCCUUUCUUCCAGGAAACCACAAAUAUUGUCUCAGGUUCUAUUACGCUCUGCACGGCUUAAGGAAGAUUGACAACACCCUGGCACUGUAUGUCUAUGAUGAGCACAAUGUAGCUCAGGCUAAGAUCUGGACAGUGUCUGAAAGCUCCAGAGACGUGUGGACAGAGGUGGAUGUUACAUAUCAGAGGCCAAUGCCAACUAAGAUUGUGUUCGUCAGUAUUUGCAGAAGCUUCUGGGGCUGUGGGCUUGUAGCUCUGGAUGACAUCAAGGUCACUCUUGGGGACUGUAUUAUGACCACAGGUCCUUUGCGACCACCACCGGGACACUGUUACUUUGAGACCGGAGACUGUGGAUAUACUCAGGAAAAAAGGUUUAAGAAAGCACACUGGUUACGGAACAGAGGUCCUACACCCACAUCCUAUACAGGGCCCAAGGGGGACCAUACCUUAGGGGUAGGGUACUACAUGUACAUUGAGGCCUCCAACAUGUUGCCGGGACACUCAGCACGUUUGGUGACCCCGGAUCUACGGGGUUCAUUCAGGACACAGUGUCUAACCUUCUACUACCAUAUGUAUGGAACUGGAACAGGCUUCCUCAACAUUCUACUGCGACAGAAGGGCAAAGUCAAAGAGACGCUGCUCUGGAGCCAAAAAGGAGAGCAGAGUAUCUCCUGGAUGAAGGCUACUGUGGAUUAUGACUGCAUUCCCAAGCACAAUAUUAUAAUUGAAGCUGUCAGAGGCCCUUCAUUAAGAAGCGACAUUGCUAUUGAUGACAUUGUGUUUCAAACAGGACCAUGCCAAGAUCACGGUGACAGCUUUUACUCAGGCUUCUCUGAGGACUUCAAUGAGAUUGAGUACUAAGCAAAGCACUGGAAUAUUCUGUGUUUGUAUCUGUUUGUUUGUUGCUAUGCAUGACCAAACUGAGAAACACAUUUUGUUGGUUUUCUUAGUGGAAUGCUUUCAUGGACAUAAUAUCACCAGAGUUUUUAGAUGUUGCAAGGAUAGCUUGGAAACUUUAUUUUAUAAAUCUUGCUUAGAAGUUCUUAAAUUAGAAAUGCUUUUUGUAUUUUAAAGUAGCCGUUUGUCAUUAUUCCAGUCGUCUUCUUGAAAUGCAAACACUGACCUGCCGUUAUCCUUGCUGUUGAAACUAUAUGUGCCUUGUGAGCUGCAUUUAAAGACCGAGCAGUUCUGUAGAGGAAGGGCUAUUUUCCGAGUUGGAAAAAAAAUUUAACAGAAGUUCCGUGGGAUCUAAGGAAACUUUGAAGGAGGUGAUUAUUAUGCCUAUAAGCACUUUCAUAUAUUGCAGACUGUACCUUUAAUACUUUUUCUUCAUUGACAUCACACAACAUUUUGCCUUUUAUUAUUAUUAUUAUUAUUAUUAUUAUUAUUAUUAUUAUUAUUAUUAUUAUUAUUAUUAUUUUGUCUGUAUUGCUGAAGUGAAAGGUUUGAUUAUGUUUGAAUAUCAUAAAACCUAAGGAGCAAUAACACUAACUUCUUGCUGACACUGUGUAUUUAUACUGAACAAAACCAUAUUGUAAUGUAUUGUAUUGUUUGUAUGGUCACUGAUGUCAUGUCACAUCAUAUCAUGUCAGGUUCAUUACAUUUUGAUUAACACAUCAAACUUCAAAAUUUGUACCUUUUGUAUUAUUCAGAUUGCUUUUAAUAAGUUCAUGAUUUGUAUGAUUUUACUGUAUUAUAUCGAAUGAAUAAACACUGUUUGAUACAGAAGCCCUCAA
This is a messenger RNA of Tachysurus fulvidraco (yellow catfish), 3247 nucleotides long. It is a transcript of the gene mamdc2a, whose product is annotated as MAM domain containing 2a. Bases 282 to 2372 code for a protein of 696 amino acids. The transcript is spliced from 15 exons. NCBI's taxonomy places the organism in Eukaryota, Metazoa, Chordata, Actinopteri, Siluriformes, Bagridae. The record is from RefSeq and is a predicted model, not a curated record. Gene Ontology annotation, biological process: nervous system development. Gene Ontology annotation, cellular component: membrane.